Eimeria mitis is the source of this 447-nucleotide messenger RNA. RefSeq lists its product as uncharacterized. The record is from RefSeq and is a predicted model, not a curated record. Lineage: Eukaryota; Apicomplexa; Conoidasida; Eucoccidiorida; Eimeriidae. Gene Ontology annotation, cellular component: pericentric heterochromatin. Gene Ontology annotation, biological process: negative regulation of transcription by RNA polymerase II; chromatin organization. The transcript has a single exon. The coding region runs from base 1 to 447 and encodes 148 amino acids. Gene Ontology annotation, molecular function: chromatin binding.
AUGAAAUCCAAAGAAGUAGCUGUUGGGUGGUCGCCGGUGACGGGUCAAGACGGUAGUCCCACCGAUAUUUACGAGGUCGACUAUAUCCUCGACCAACGCGGCUCAGGCGAAGAUACCCAAUAUCUUGUCAAAUUCCGCGGUGCUCCCGAGGAUCAUGCGACUUGGGAGCCUGCUGCCAACCUUACCAACUGCCCCGCCCUUCUUCGUGCUUGGCGACAUUAUCUGAGGCGCGCAAGGAAAGCAAAGCGGGGACUCCAGGACAUCGCCCCCGGCUCUGGUGACACCGCCUCAGCAUCGGCCUCAUCGCCGACGUUUCUCUCGCCCGGGGGGCAAGGAGUGGAGCGGAACCCUCCGGCAGCCGCACCACUCACAGCAAAGGACAGCUUACAUCCAGCACUGAAGGAGUGCGAGCCAGCGAAACACAUCGAGGAACUCGUCGGACUCUGA